Morus notabilis is the source of this 1462-nucleotide messenger RNA. RefSeq names its product RING-H2 finger protein ATL47. Gene Ontology annotation, biological process: protein ubiquitination. The transcript has 5 exons. The record is from RefSeq and is a predicted model, not a curated record. NCBI's taxonomy places the organism in Eukaryota, Viridiplantae, Streptophyta, Magnoliopsida, Rosales, Moraceae. Gene Ontology annotation, molecular function: ubiquitin protein ligase activity. The coding region runs from base 243 to 1007 and encodes 254 amino acids.
AGAAAAGGAGACCCCGUUUGUCCUCUCUCCUCUCUCCUCCCCUCUUCUCUUGUUGUUUCAAGUGAAACUUGCCUUAGCUAGCGGUUAGGUUCUCUUGUCUUGGGAAAAAAGAAAAGAAACAAAAAAAGAAAAAAAAAAACUUUUGGGGUUCUUCAAUUGAAGUCUGAGAGGUCUCUGUCUUCUUUCUUUUUCCUUUGUUUGUUAAGCCUAGAGAGAGAAAGGGAUAAGAGAGAGAAAGGGAUAUGGAGAUGAUGUAUUACCAGCUUGCUAGGUCUUCUUGCGAGGACUCGUUGAAGGUUUUGGAGGCUGAUAUUCAGCACGCAAAUGCUCUUGCUGCUGCAAUUCCGAGGGGCAAAGGUGGUGCUUGUCUUCAAAUGAAAUUGGUUUACAAUAACUGGGCUCCAAUCUUUCUGUUUUUGUUACAAUGGCUGGAUUGCUCAUGCACAUGUCUAUUACCAAGAUACCUAAACUUUUUCCACAUACUUGUUUACAAGGUAUAUACAGAUGGGAGGCCAAACAUUUCUACACACGGAAGGAAGGCUAGUAUUAGGGACUUCUAUGCUGUUAUAUUGCCAUAUCUUCAGCGGCUCCACACUGACUUGGGGGAGUUUGAUGAUCCUAAGAAGGGGCACUUAAGCAUUGAGAUUUCUGGUAAGAAGAGGGUUAAAGGAGAAAGUGGUCUUACCAAUGUUGAUAUGGAGAGAGAAGAUGAGUGUGGGAUUUGCUUAGAGCCUUGCACCAAAAUGGUCUUGCCUAAUUGCUGUCAUGCAAUGUGCAUCAAAUGCUACCGCAAUUGGAACGUGAAGUCGGAGUCUUGCCCAUUUUGCCGCGGUAGUAUGAAGAGGGUAAAUUCAGAAGACUUAUGGGUGCUUACUUGCAACGACGAUGUGGUCGACAACGAAACGGUUUCUAAGGAGGAAUUGUUGCGGUUCUACCUCUAUAUCAAUAGCCUGCCAAAGGUUUAUCCAGAUGCCCUUUUCUUAGUAUACUAUGAGUAUCUAAUUUGAUUGGAAGAAAGUGGGAGAUUGUGUACAGACAGAAGAAAUGCCGACCCUCCAAAUGUACAUAGAGUCUGGUAAGGAAAGUUCUUUCUCGGAUUCUUUCACGAAAAUAACAGUUCCCAUAACAUGCUUAUUUGAAUUUUAUGUAGUAGUGCGAUGGAACCUUAUCAAAGUUCCACAUUUCAUGUACAAGACUUGCUGCAAUUCCAUGAGCAAGCAACUUCAAAUUAAGAAAAGCACAAUUAAUUUCACUCUUAGUUGAGACUAGUUAUUACAACUUGGUCUAGCAUAGUUGAUUCUUUACCAAAAUCCGCCCUCCCUCUCUCUAUCAUAUUGUUUUGAACAUAUAUUUACAUUGCUCCAAAGUUGUGACAUGAAAAAUUUUAUUUGUGUAACAAUGACUUUCUCCCAAUAGCACACCUUUAGUUAUUAUUACAUAUAAUAAAUGUCAUGUUACAUCU